This is a messenger RNA of Solenopsis invicta (red fire ant), 1370 nucleotides long. RefSeq lists its product as uncharacterized. Bases 442 to 915 code for a protein of 157 amino acids. NCBI's taxonomy places the organism in Eukaryota, Metazoa, Arthropoda, Insecta, Hymenoptera, Formicidae. The record is from RefSeq and is a predicted model, not a curated record. The transcript is spliced from 2 exons.
GAAAAUGAAUCUCAGUCCUCGGAAGGGAUGCUUUUUGUCACUUGAAAUAUGCCGAAAGAGGGGUGUAUUCGUCUGGCACGGAGGCGAGGAGUGAUAAAAUGGCGUGCUUGGAACAAAGGGCCCCGGGAUUUUUGUCCCCUUCUUUAAUGACGUCAAGUCAAGUUCUGGCCAAUUGAGAUUUUCGCGCGUGGCAACGCCACGGUUAAGAAUUACACAAGUCAAUGGCAACAAUUAUGUAACGAGUAAAAGCGCAAUCUUAUUCAAACAUCAGCCAAUCCUCACUUCCAAGAUAUGAUAAGGCCGCGCCAGUCUUUAUCAAUUUUUAAGCUAUCUUUCUUCGCUGAUACGUUAUAUACUUUUAUUCUAAGAAAAUAGUUACCUUCAAUAUGAUAAACCAAACAGGUUCCCGGAAUAAAGAAAGGGAUAUCUAAGUUAAACAGAAUGCAUCUUCAAUCUUUUCUAUUUAACGCUGAAUUUGCACGCCGUAUUGAAGUUCUUACGAAUAAAUUUAUGCCGGCAUUUCGCGAGUACUUCCAAGUAUUCCGACUUUUCCAUCUGGCGAAAAUCUUUCACGGCACGAGGAAGGAACAAAAGAACGUAGCGUCGGAUGAUUUGCCAGAUCGCGAGGGUGUACGACCACCGAAACAAGAAGGGCGAAGGGGGGAGGGAUACGCGCAAAGGGGGUUGCCGAAGGAACCGGAGAUGGGAGAGCGGGGGCGGCGCGGUGGCAGGGUCGGCAGUCUUCGGAGGGGUUGUAUUUUAAGAUUCACCCUCGGCUAUCUCGCCCGUUCUAUCGGCAAGGGGAAGGAUUUUUCCAUGGCUCGCCUCGAAACUGAAAGAGACGGUGGCUCGGACACACGUGUUAAGACGGCACGUGUAAUCGCGAGGACUUUCUUACCCGCAUGUAGACGCUAGUCAAACAUCUCGCGCCGCCUCGCCUUCUCCGGAAUGCUUCGACUUACAAGUAUUCUCGACUUGAAGGUACUUUGCACCGACUUGAAAACGACACGAGGGUCGUCCGAGGGACUCGCUCGCCGCCAAACUUUGAGCGCUGUUUGCUGCGAGCAACACAUGCCACGACACUUGAGGAUGAAGAAGACGACGAAGAAACAAUGACUACCACUUGAGCGAGGCUUUUAACUAGUUUUCUAUCGUGAUUAGUUAAUCCAAUACUUUCUGACCCGAUGACCGUUUAAUGUGAUCAAUUUAUGUUAGAUUAGUGUAUGUAGUAUGUAAAUCAUUUUAGCGAGAGUAGAUAUGUACACAUAAACAAAAAAGGUACGAAUAAUUUAUACUUGUGUUAUUUUAACGUAAACGGUAUCGUUCUAUGUAUUAUCAGUUUUUCAAUAAAAAUAUUCUUCUGUUUGAAA